AGCACCAUCGCCAUGAGCGGAACCAGAGUGCUAUAAUAAACGCUCACAGUCUUCUCCGCUUCUUGGGCCACACGUGCAUCAACAGCAUUGCGAUGGAGCACAAACAAAGCAAUGGCGAGGAUUGCGAUCUGUUUUCUGGCUUCUGCCAGAACUUCAAGUCUUUCGCCACGGAUGCCAUCCAUGUGGGCCAGGAGCCGGAGCAAUGGAAGUCGAUGGCUGUAGUGCCACCGAUCUCUCUCUCGACAACAUUCAAACAACAAGCGCCCGGAAAACACGCGGGAUUUGAAUACAGCAGAAGUGGGAACCCCACUAGAAACUGCCUGGAGAAAGCAGUUGCAGCUCUGGAUGGAGCUAAACAUUGCUUGGCUGUGGCCUCCGGGCUGGCGGCGACGGUGACCAUCACUCACAUGCUGAAGUGCGGUGACGGAAUUGUGUGCAUGGAUGACGUGUACGGAGGCACAAACCGCUACUUCCAGAAAAUUGCCGUCACAAUGGGUCUCGAGCUGGCGCUUGUUGAUUGUACCAAACCAGAGUUGCUGAAGGCUGCGCUCAAAGACAACACCAAGAUGGUGUGGAUAGAAACUCCUACCAACCCAACAAUGAAAGUGGUGGACAUCAAGGCCUGCUCCAAGUUGGUCCAUGAUCACAACAAGGACAUUGUGGUUGUGGUCGACAACACCUUCAUGUCGGCCUAUUUCCAGCGCCCCCUGGCUCUGGGAGCAGAUAUCUGUAUGUACUCUGCAACAAAGUACAUGAACGGUCACAGUGAUGUGGUGAUGGGACUGAUCUCAGUGAACAGAGAGGAUCUCAACGAACGGCUGAGGUUUUUGCAGAAUGCUCUCGGGGGUGUACCUUCGCCAUUCGACUGCUUCCUCUGCAACAGAGGGCUCAAGACUCUGCACCUUCGAAUGGAACAACACUUCAAGAAUGCCAUGGCAGCUGCCAAAUUCCUGGAGGCGGAUCCCAGAGUGGAGCGUGUCAUUUACCCAGGCCUGCCCUCACACCCGCAGUACGACGUGGUGAAGAGACAAAGCACAGGGUGUCCUGGGAUGAUCACCUUCUACAUCAAGGGGCAGCUGGAACACGCCUCCACCUUCCUCAGUAACCUCAAACUGUUUGCCAUUGCGGAAAGUCUUGGAGGAUACGAAAGUUUAGCGGAACAUCCGGCGAUUAUGACCCAUGCAUCGGUGCCUGAGAAAGAGAGAGCCGUCUUGGGGAUCAGUGACACUCUGAUCAGACUCUCCGUGGGACUGGAGGAUGAAGAAGACAUCAUCCAGGACCUGAAACAGGCUUUGGAUGCAGCUCAUCCAAAGAAGUGAGGAGCAUCUCCAGUCCAUCCUGAAUCGGCUCAAUACCCAAAGAGCAGGAGAGUAGAAGGUUUAUGUCUGAAGAUCAAGGACAUGACCUCAAGCUUACUAACGCAGCAAUGGUUGAAGGGACACGCUUUCUUUGAUUUUGAUUUAUAUUUUUUUUUCCAUUUUUCUUUAAGCUGGACUUAAUGUAAUCAGUGAAAACCAGUAUGCAAAUGUACUCCUCUAGUUAUGCGUUGACUAACAUCUUGAAUGUUUACAAAGUAUGACCAUCAAGUUGCGUCCACUACUGUCCAAAAAUGUGAUCAAAACGAUUUUAAUAAUCCAUGUCCAGGUGCUGACACGAGCAGGUAACGUGAUGUGUUUCGGGGAAGAUGGGAUGGAUCCCACCUGUGUGAAACCAAUGGAAAUAUGUAACAUAAACAUUGAAAGUGUUUCACAA
Synchiropus splendidus (mandarinfish) is the source of this 1752-nucleotide messenger RNA. It is a transcript of the gene cth, whose product is annotated as cystathionase (cystathionine gamma-lyase). The coding region runs from base 93 to 1319 and encodes 408 amino acids. NCBI's taxonomy places the organism in Eukaryota, Metazoa, Chordata, Actinopteri, Syngnathiformes, Callionymidae. The transcript is spliced from 12 exons. The record is from RefSeq and is a predicted model, not a curated record. Gene Ontology annotation, molecular function: pyridoxal phosphate binding; cystathionine gamma-lyase activity. Gene Ontology annotation, biological process: transsulfuration. Gene Ontology annotation, cellular component: cytoplasm.